UUGCAAUACUCUCCCAUUAAUGCAACCAAAAUGUUGAACACUUUCUCUUUCCAAUGCUUGGUUUGCAAUAGUGUUAAUAUGCUUGUAAAUGAGAUUGCCCCCAUAGCUCUCUCAAAUUUUGGAGACUUUGCAUAUAUCCAUGUUGAGCAUGUUCCGAAGUUUUCCUCGCAUAUUCACCAUGUUUACUAUAAUAUCUUGCUUCCCGCUAAUGGUGAUGUGCAAAAGAAAUGGUGCAUCAUGAUGGAUGAUGUAUUCAUAUACCAUGCACACACGUUGUUCUUGUUGUCUAACAUGUGUGUAGGUACCCAAAUUCCAAUGUCAACCUCGAUUGAGCACGAGUUGACAAAAAGAGCUCUUGAGAGCAUGAUACAAGUGAGCUCCAAUGAGUGGUUUUGCCCGCACACUUCCACUACACAAGAUCUCUCAAUGAGAGCACACCGACACUUUGAUAAGGUGACCUCCUUCUACUUGCGCCCUCUUCCUAAAUACAUUGAACUUUGGCUACGCUUUGAUUGCUCCUUUGCUUUUCUUGUGCUAUUGAUAGGGCUCUUGACAAGUGAAGAGGCAUUCAAGCGUUGGUGUCAUCUACCUCCUCUACACGUUCACGAAGAUGCAUCGUCGAGGACGACUCUUUUUCAAGUGGGGGGAGAUGAUACGGGGCGACCUUCGGUCUCCACCGCAUCAUGUGCGUCAACGCCGACACGUCACGCAAAGGUGAAUCUUCUCCUUUAUGCGUGCCUACAAUUGUCUCUCAUGAAUGGUAUGCUACUUCAUCCUCCUUCAUAUGACCAUGAUAGGAACACAUCGCCAAGUACGGAGGAAGUGGACGACACCAUGGAGGCUCGAGGACUCAAGGCCGAGGUCGCGGAAGCAUGGAAGAGAACGUCGAGGAUAAGGAGACGCGCCAGGAAGACCGGCACUGCCGCACCGCCACUACGCUCGAGGACGACGGCAUCGCCGCCCUACUCGCGCCGGCCCUAUCGCCCCUACUCCGUGCUGGCCCCCGACGCCCCACUCACCUACCGCUGCAUCGCCUACACGGUCGCCUCGAUCUCCACCUGCCCGCUCCGUUCAGCAGCGCCCGCGCCGGCCGCCUCAAACCAUCGCGCGCGAUCUCCCCUGCAAGCUCACGCCGCACCUGCCGCCAGCUCCACGCGCCGCCUGGCCCACCUGCCGCUCCGCUCGCUCCCCACCAAGCCACCGCGCCACCAGGCCCACCACCACACGCCCCCGCUCGCCCCGCACAGCAAGCGCCCGCCCCUGCAGGUCAACCACCGCGCCGGCCCGCGCGGCUCCUCAGCCCAAGCCAUCACGCGCGCGCGUGACCACCACACAGGCCACGACCUUGCUCCUUCCCCACGCGCACAAACAGUACCAGUUCCGCACCAUCUGCUGCCAAUUUCACCAGGCGCAAGAAAAAUCUUCAGAAAAUCCCCAGACCGGAACAUCCGGCCAGUACGAGCGGUACUUCCGGCCGAGCGGAAGUUCCGCCCAACUUCCGCCCAACUUCCGAAAAUCGCGAUUUCGCUGCAGUAA
Molecule: messenger RNA, 1536 nt
Organism: Lolium perenne
Lineage: Eukaryota; Viridiplantae; Streptophyta; Magnoliopsida; Poales; Poaceae
Source: RefSeq, a predicted model, not a curated record